UUUAGAUUGGAGAACUAUUGUUGUGUAUGGCACUGCUGUCCGUUUUUUAGGUUUAUCUGUGGAUAACUACAAGAUUGCUAGAUAAUAUAAGAUAAGAUGUACGGAAUAAGAUGUAACGGCAAAAAUGAAUAUGGAAACUGAGAGUUUUUUAUAACACUGCAGAUUAUUGAAGUAACCCUUGUUUUCCCUUUGUGUCCAUACCUUUGACAAAGCAAAUAUCGGCAGUAUUUGUCUGACGAGUUAACUGAUAUAUAUGUAUUCUGCAUGUAUUUAUAGGAAAACACUAAAACUGUACAAAGAACAACAUCAAACAUGUACUGUGGACUAUUUUUUUAUUGAUUCAAUUUAAUGUGAUCUGUCAGCCUAUUUACCUCUAAUCUCGACCUUCAGGAGAAAUGUGGCAGCUGCUUAUUGCUGUCAUUCACGUGACAAAACUUUGUAAAUUCAUUGGUUGUUCAGGGCUUCUUUAUUAUUAAAUCUGAUAUUCUAAUUCCGAAAAGCAGUCCGCGUCUGAUGUAGUGUAUUCUCGAGACUUAAAAAGAUUUCUUUGCGCAAAUAAUUAUUGCAUUACUUAACAAGCGACUUCUCCGAGGAAGAAAGGAAGGCAUGAUUUCCAAGUAUCGAAUCCUUGCAUUUUGUUUGCUUUUGGCUGCAAUUGUUUCAACAGCCAUAGCCGGUUCUGACAAUGACUUGCUGGAGACUUUGAUGGCUGGCAUCCAAGUCAAAGAAAAACUUCUUCCAGGAGAGAGGCCCUCAAAUGAAUCUGAAAAUAUAAUAUUUUCUUUAAGUAAUCGAGGAAUUCUUGAAAACAGUCUCGCGAAUUUAAACUUGAUGCAUUCUUUGGAGUUACAAGAGGCUUUUCAAAGAGUUAGGGAUGCGACAGCAGGUCAAGUGAAGUGUAAAACAUUCACAAGUCCUUCCAUUGUUGUCUUCAAGCUUUGCGCUUUGAACAGCACAACAAACGAAAUAACUGGCUCUUACUCGUCUAACAUUAAGAUAACGAAGGCUGUCAGAUACACAAACAACGAACGUGUUAUCAGCUACGUGUUGUCAGUGAUGAUGAGUGUGUCAGUAAGUCCAGAUAUCGGUAAAUACGAGAGAUGUGCUAUUGAAGACCCAUCGUGGCUUGAGCAACAAUACACUCAUCAACAAACUCUUGAUAAAAGUCAUUAUUAUGGAGACAAAGACAAGAAAAAAGAUAAAGUCUAUGAAUUUAUGAUGCCAAGUGUUCAGUACAUCACUGUUGCAAUGCUCAGGGAACCGUCCUUUUUUAGGAUUGUAUUGACCGAGCCGCCUAAUACUAAUGACAAAAUCGAUGUGUGCCACGACAUUGUUGAACACCCGAAACAAGAUACUUUCAAUGUUAAACCAGAAAACUGCACUGACAUUUCUAGAGGUGAAAAACGUACGAUUAUGAAGAAUUUCGAUGAGUCUGUCACGUUGAAGUUUGAGGAAGAUGAACAGACAUUCUCGAUGUUGCUUUACGAUAGUUCCAUCCAAGAUUACCAACUAGAAAAUGUUCACCAAAGAAAAGAAAAAAGCAACGAUCCACGUUACCUACAGCUAUUUGGUUUAUCUAAACACAACAUUCCCAAGAAAUUAUCAUACGAGAGGAUGUCGAAUGGGAAAGUGUUUACGUUUACCUUUGAUUCUGAUAACCAGACAAUCGAUAGUCAUACGGACAUGUCGGCUCAUCAACUCAUUGUUUUCAUCCAAGAAAAUUCGACCAACAGUGAUGAACAUCAUCUUGAAAAAGCCUCCAAAUAUGUCGCAGAGAAGAAACAGGUAAAGAAACCUAAGAAAAGCGAACAAGUUCGUCAAGAUGUUUUGAACUGGUUAAUGACUGGUAACAUGUCCUUUGACCAUCUUUACAACCAAAAAGAAUACACCAAGAUUCCCGCAAAAUGUCCCAAGAAGCAAUUGACGUGUGGAAUCGUUGUCAUGGAAAUGGUCCGCAAAAAAACCGUGAAAAACUCUUUAAUGGAAAUCCCUCUUUUGACGAUGUUUCUCACAACAAAGUUUAAAAUGAACCAAAAUGGGAAAGCACUUGGUCAAAGUGAUCUGAGAUUUCUUCAACGUCAGCUGUCAAUCAUUAAAGGCAAGGGGCACCAUUAUGACGUUUUACUGGAAAUGAACCCUGAGUUAAUGAGUAGAGUGAAGAGAAUAGUUCUUUACGUUAAACGGUCCAUCACUUCCAAGUUCGGUGCAAAAGUUUGGAAAAGUUUCUUUUUCUCUUCAGAGCUGAUGAUCACUCGCCGUCUCAAUUGUAACAACGAAGUCUGCGAUGGAACCAUCAGAGCUAUGUUUCAGUACAAUAUUACUCGAAUACCAUUGCAGAAACGGCUAACUGUCCAUACGCCUAGAGGAAUUCGCAUAAAACUGUCCUUCACUUUUAAUCGACAACAACAACAACAACAACAACAGCAACAGCUACCACGACAACCGCAAAUCAUGCAGAAACAUCAGCUACCACAACAGCAAAAAAAGCAGCUAUCACAACAAAAGCGACCAAUACAGGCUCACCAUCGUCAGCAGCAACAAAUGAAGCUUUCAAGUCCUCAGAAAGAUGUUUUCACAUCAAAGCUUUUUUUUAAACCUGUUGCACGUGCAAGCAAGAAUCGCGACGACAAACUAAAAAAGAUCGACAUGUUUUCCCAGGGAAAAGAAAUACACCCUCGGCAUUUCAAGAUAGACAAGAAGCAUCUUUCCAACAAAGAAACCAAAAUGGAUGGUUUGGUUCAAGUCAUUGCAGAUGGUCUUAAAAAGUAUAAUGAUGAUCUUGAACGUUUUACCAAAGAACAGAUGAAGAUAAUGAAAGAACGCGCAUCGAAGUCGUCUGGGUGUAGAUUGGGUGUUAAUCUUUUCAUUGUUGGUUUGGUUGUCAUGAAUGGUUGGCUGUUGCUGAGCCAGUAAAAACCUCUCAACAUUCCACAAAUGAGUAAAGAACUUUGCACGGCAGACACUGGCACCAUUAUUGAAUUGCACUGACGCAUUGAAUAGUUGUUGCGGCAUGGAGCAAACAAAUAGUUGUCAAUCAAAUAGUUUUGGUUGAGAAACAUCAUGUUUGAUGCUCUAAAACACGUAUUCUGUAUAUAAACCGUCGAGAUCUUGAUAGAUAAGAGUUUCUCUAGUGAGAAUGUUGUAUUCCUUGCAAUGUAAACAAGAUUCUUGAUAAUUUAAUGCGCAUAAGAACUAUAGAACUCUCUAUUGUUCUGCGGCAUUGCAACUUCCCCACAUACGAAUGUCUUGGUUUUCACACUGAUUAUAUAUCAACCUAUGCGGGUAACACAUUUUUAAAAUAAAA
This is a messenger RNA of Exaiptasia diaphana, 3304 nucleotides long. RefSeq lists its product as uncharacterized. Lineage: Eukaryota; Metazoa; Cnidaria; Anthozoa; Actiniaria; Aiptasiidae. The coding region runs from base 607 to 2913 and encodes 768 amino acids. The transcript is spliced from 9 exons. The record is from RefSeq and is a predicted model, not a curated record.